AUGCAUCCCGGGGUCCCGCUCCUUCGGGGUGACCCCCUGCAUGGAGGCCGAGAUCUCUGCGCCUUCGUCGAUGGAGAGGCCGCCCGGGUCCUGAAAACCCUGCAGGGGCCCCGAAAGAUGCAGCCCCCGAAGAGGAGACCCAACCACAGACGCUUCCUCUACAACCAGAUCUGCAGGCGGUUUGCAGAUAUCGAGGCAGCCACGCGCCGCCUGGCCUUGGCCAUUCUGUCGCAGGAGCCCCCUCAGCGCCAGUCCCUUCCCCGGCCCGUCACCCCCUCCCCACCGCUCCUCUUCCCGGCCCACCCCGGCCCCUUCCUUGCGGGCUCCUUCGUGGGGGUGGCUGAGGCUUCUGAUGCCCCCGAUGGGCCUGACCUGAGCCCAGCCGCCUUACCUCAUGACCACGAUGACCUCUUUGGUGACAUCAUGCUGACCCCCGACGUACCUGAGCCCCUCCCUCCGGCCCUGGGACCCCUGGAAGGCCUGCUGCCAACCCACAGUGCUCUGGGAUCCCCAUUCUUGACUUCUGCUCUCUCAGAGACCGCUCCUCUAAUCCCUAAUAGUCCGGGGCAAAUCUGUCGCGGCCUAUCCCAGUGUACCCACUAUUUCCCACCCCUGGAACCUCUCCCCUUUGCCCAUCGUGCCUUGGAGGGCGGGCCCACCAAGUGGCAUCUUUCUCCUAAGUGGGGGUUUGUGGAGCAGGCGGGCCUGCGAACCCCCCACCCCGACCCCAGCAGGAUCGACAACACCACUCCUGGCUGUUGA
This is a messenger RNA of Tachyglossus aculeatus (Australian echidna), 762 nucleotides long. It is a transcript of the gene C10H19orf85, whose product is annotated as chromosome 10 C19orf85 homolog. The coding region runs from base 1 to 762 and encodes 253 amino acids. NCBI's taxonomy places the organism in Eukaryota, Metazoa, Chordata, Mammalia, Monotremata, Tachyglossidae. The record is from RefSeq and is a predicted model, not a curated record. The transcript has 3 exons.